Trichomonas vaginalis G3 is the source of this 627-nucleotide messenger RNA. Its product is annotated as protein kinase regulator protein. NCBI's taxonomy places the organism in Eukaryota, Parabasalia, Trichomonadida, Trichomonadidae. Gene Ontology annotation, molecular function: protein kinase regulator activity. Bases 1 to 627 code for a protein of 208 amino acids. The transcript has a single exon. Gene Ontology annotation, cellular component: cytoplasm; protein kinase CK2 complex. The record is from RefSeq and is a predicted model, not a curated record.
AUGAGCGAAAAUGAUAUGCGCUGGAUUGAUCACAUCCUCACUUCUGAUAACUAUAAGUACUUUGUCAGAAUUGAUGAUGAAUUCGCUUUCAACUCUUUCAACCUUUUCGGAAUAAGAAAAUACGUUACUCAUUUCCCUGAAGCAUAUGAAUUAAUUCGUUCAUCAGUUAGAUCAUCACUCCAGAAUGGAAAAAUCCCAGAAGAAAUUGAAAAGGAUGCCAUCAUCGUUUAUGGUCUUCUUCAAGCAAGAUUUCUUUUAACAAAACCAGGUUGGGAACAAAUGAUGUCAAAAUACAGAGAAAAAGAAUUUCAGACAUGCCCACGUGUUUACUGUAAAAACUGCGUUUGCUUGCCAUACGGCGUAUCUGAAGAAUACGGAGUUGCAAAAAUGAAAAUGUUUUGCCCCAACUGCUGCGAUAUUUAUAACGUAGAAGAUCCAAAUCUUAGUCAAAUUGAUGGAGCUUUCUUUGGUCCAAAUUGGGUUCACAUGUUCAUGCAAAAAUAUCCAGAAAUAGUUCCUAGAGAGUCACAGCGUGUUUAUGUACCACGUGUUUUUGGAUUUAGAAUAUACCAUGAAUCAGAUGCUGAAGAUGAUAGCUAUGCUGAUGGUAGCGAUUAUACAGAUUAA